Messenger RNA from Pristis pectinata (smalltooth sawfish), 7570 nucleotides. Its product is annotated as FYVE and coiled-coil domain-containing protein 1-like. Lineage: Eukaryota; Metazoa; Chordata; Chondrichthyes; Rhinopristiformes; Pristidae. Gene Ontology annotation, biological process: plus-end-directed vesicle transport along microtubule; positive regulation of autophagosome maturation. Bases 307 to 3408 code for a protein of 1033 amino acids. The transcript has 12 exons. The record is from RefSeq and is a predicted model, not a curated record. Gene Ontology annotation, cellular component: autophagosome; lysosome; late endosome.
UGCUUCUUGGACAUUGUUGGAGCUGAACAAGCCCAGGAGGGAGAGAGGAGGCUGUGGGCUGGGAAGGGUUAAGGAACUGGAGGUGGAUCCAUUGUAAAGUGGGACACUUCCUCUGCCGGCAAGGCAACUUCUGCAAACGAGCCAGGCGCUGUGAGAAGCAUUCUGUGGGACAGGAGCUCCCAGAGUCUGACUGUGAACCAAAGCCCCACAGGCACAGCCGGGGACAUGAGGCUGACUCCAAGGAGGGAUGGGAAGCAGGUGAGGAGGAGGUGAACCGGUCUGCUGUGGAGCAGGCAGCCCCCAGCAAUGGCAGCACACUGUGACCUUCAGCUCCUUCUGGUGGUCAAAGACCUGCAUGCUUCCAUCCAGGAGCUCAGCGAGUGUCACGGCAGAGACAGGCGGCCCAUCACUGAUGGCAGUGCCUCACUCCACCGGCUGUGCACCAGGCUGGAGUACCUGCUGCAGUACGAUCAGAAGGAGAAGAAAUCCAUUCUCGGCACACGGAAGGAUUACUGGGAUUAUUUCUGCGUGUGCUUGAACGGCCACAGGUGUGGUGUGGAAGUCCUGAAGUUUGUUAAUGGCACACCAAAGCUAAGCACCUCGCUGGGGAAGGGGCGUGCGUUCAUCCGAUACUGCCUGGUAUGGCAGCAGCUCGCUGACUCCCUGCAGCUCUGCUUCCACAAUCAGAAGCUGGUCAGUGACUGGUACUACGCCAGGAGCCCCUUCCUAUCAGACAGGCUCAGGGAAGACAUCGUGGAACAACUGUACGCAUUGAACGCGAUCACCUUUGACCUGCCUUUGAUGGGUGUUGACCUGGACACAUCAUGGCCCAUUGCCAGAUGGGAAACACCGUUUGACAGACCAGUGAGCAGGACAUCACCAAACGGCACCGAAUCCCGAAGGUCUGUGGAAAACGAAAGUACUCAGGGGAUCCCCAGCCCGACAGCAGCGACAGACGCUGAGACAGAUAAACUUAAAACAUCCACAAGGAUAUCAAGGAGAGAUCCAUCAAACAGCUCCUUUAAGGGGAUGUCCAAGAACACAAGUCAAGACCCAGAGGAGGACCAGGUAGACACCGAAGGGACGAAAGAGUCCGGGAAAACCGAUGUAAGGGGAGUAACAUCUGGAACGGCAGAAACGGCCGGUAUCUCAGACAACGAUGGUCAUCCAACGGGGAGACAAACAUUAGCCCUGGAAACAGCGGAAUCUGGCUCAACCCCAGAGCAACUUCCACAAAGUGAACACGGUGCACCAGUGUGUCAGCAGGAGGAAAGGGCAAUAGGGGUGCACCAAGUAUCUAACUGUUCAGUGCAACCAUUGGAGGGAAGCGAUAUUGGUGGUCCAGGAAAGGGCCAGGGAGUUGUGACCAUCUUAGCUGCAGGUGAUCAGAGGGAGGGUGAACUAAGCAAGGAAGCUGAGCAGCAAUCUCUAAUAGAGGAACUCAAGAGAGAGCUCCAGGAGAAGGAACACAUCAUUGAGGAACUCCAGGGUCUUCUCAAAGAGAAAGAGAAGAUCAAGGUGGAGGAGUGUUCCAAACACCAGCGAGAGAUCGCAACCCUGCAGGAGAUGCAGAAGGAAAGUGCAGAAAAGUUGAACAGGCUGGGGCAGCUGGAGGACAGUAAUAAGUUCUUGAACGAAACAGUCGAGGAAAUGGAUAGCAUCCUCGACGGACUGAGACGAGCUCUGGCUGCAAAAGAGCAGGAGGACAUUUUGCUGAGGAAGGAGCAAAUGGAGAAGAUGGCUGCGGCCGAACAAGUCCACCAGGAGGAGAUGGAGAGGCUGAAGCUCGUGCUCAGAGGACACCGAGAGCGGGGCGAUGAGAUGGAGCAGGAAGGCAAUCACUGGCCCAAGGAGUCAACCCUGGCUUCGGUUCAGAGUGGGAAAGAGUUGGAGGUGGGUGAGCCAUCAAUGGAGAUGAAAAACCUACAGAGCAAGCUUCGGUGCCUGGAGUCUCUCAACAAGUCGCUGGAAGGCAAGUACCAGCAGAGCCAGCAGCAGAUCAGAGAGCUAGAGAUGUCUGUCGUCUCACUUCAGUCAGAGGUCGGCAGGCUCCAAGGUUGCGAACAGCAGACCUGGGACACCAUCCUCCCUCCUGACAGAAACCGGAGGGAAGCGAACGAGAACCUCGAAGGAAACAUGAGGAUGAUCCAAACGGAGAGUGAAAAGCUGGAAGACGGGCAGCUGGAGAGGGAAGGACUGGCAGAGGAGGGGGCUCUGCUCUUGGAGUCCCUCACUGCCUUGGAGCAAGAAAAGCAACAAGCCCAGGAGAAAAUUUCCGACCUUGAUCAACAGCUGAGCCCCGAAGAGAACAGAAACACAGCGGCAAAGAAUGAUCGGUGUCUAAACACCUUGAAGGAGAAACUUGAGGAGAUUAUUCUGAAAUUGGAGCCAAAAUGUGAAGAGAAGCCUGAUAUUAAAGCCAAACUAGAGGAAGCUCUUGCCCAACUCUCCAUGUUAACAGCAGAGCUGACAGAGCCGAGGAAGAGGGCAGUGGACGAGGUCCUUGCAGAGGAGAAGAUGGAGCUGUCUCUACUCCAGACUGAAGACACUGAAGUGGGGUACAGUUUACAAGAAGCUUCCUCCGAGAUCAGGCCCACCCAGAGAAAUCCUUUCUCUGAGCUCUCCACUCUGGACAAAUCCACUCGGGAAGUUGCCCAAGUCAAGAAACAGAUGGAGGAGCUGGAGUACAGCCAUGGGCAGAUGGUCCAAAGGAUGGAGGAGAGAAUUGAGAGCCUUAAAGCUGAGCGGGAAUCUCUGGAGUGCCAGAAGGAAGAUCUGGAGAAGAAGGUCUCUGCCCUGGAGGAGGACCUCCUGCAAUUGAAGGACACAGCUGGCAAACUGGAGCUGGACAACAGCAAGGUGCGGAGUGAGCUGCAGGAAGCCCAGGCGACUGUGGGGGAGUUGCGUGCACGGAGUGUGCGUCCAACCACCAACGCUGCGCUGGAUCGAGCGGCUGUGAAGGUGAAACAGCGGCAAGAGGAGUGCGCAGCUGGGGGGAUGCAGCCAGCUGUGGGACAGCUGUCGUGCCCCACGCAGGAGGAGGGUGUGUCUGCGCCCCACGACCACAGUGAUUUCCCGACGGAUGGGACAGGGACUGGAGUCACGGAGGAGAAGUCGAGCUCCAGGGAAGCUGAAGUGAAGUUACUGGUUGCAUCACUGACACAAGCCAAGGUGACAGAGGAGGAAUUAAGACAGCUGCUGAAAAAGGCACAGGAAGAUGCAAAGAGCAGGGAGGAAGAAUGCCGGGACCUCAAGGAGAUGGUGGUGUCACUGAAGGAGAGGACAGUCCAGCUCCUGAGGGAGAAGGACCUCCUGUGGCAGAAGGCGGAGAGGUUGGAGAGUCCACAACUGGCUGGGCCAAAGGCAUCCCUGAGGAGGAAUCAGCUCGGGAGCAAGAAAGGGAUUUGAGUGCCGAGAUGUCGCUGAGGGGAGCCUCUCCCAGGAUCCCUGCUUUGGUGGAAUUCUGCUGCCUUCCGACAGAAUUCCUGUACCGGUGCAGAUACAUUCCCAUUCCGGCUGUUCCCGAGUCCAAUGGCAGACAAUCCGAUGGGGUUCAAGGGCAGUGACUGCUCCUGAGUUCACAUCAAGCAGCGAUGGAUUCCCCUGGAAUUUGGGAGGCCAUGGGCUGACGUUUACUGCUGUCCAGCUGUUCACGGGGUCUCAGAGCCGAUGGAGGGGAAACAUUCCCGCUGAUCCAAGAGUCUGGGAGUGGGGACAGUCUGGGAAGUGGAGUCAGGCUUGGCGAAUGAGGUUUGGAGACACAUCUGCACCCUGAGUGCCAGGGAGGCUGGGACACUUUCCCAUAAACAGCGACUGGGGAGUUUUAAACCUCAGACUGGAGACCUAGGGGUGUUGGGAGAAGGAGCGUGGGUCCAGAUUAUUGCAUGUUGGACCAGACGUGUCGGAAUGUCCUCUUCCUUGCCCACUCCAGCUGCCUCUGAGAGUGUACAAGGUCCUGACCCAGGGCUGGUCACACAGCCAGUGGGUGACCACCUCCAGCCACACCAGGUUCCUCCAGCAGAGUGUGUCUUGCUCUAGGUUCCAGCACGUGCAGUCUCCUGUGUCUCCAGUUCCUCUUCCCCCAUGGAUGCUGCUCGGCCCACUGAGCUCCUCCAGUGGAUUGCUUGUUGGUCCAACCACGUUCUGGAGGUUUCACCCUUCGCCUCCCACAGCUCAGGUCUGCACCCCCUCCAGCUGCCCCAGUGAGAUGUCUCCUGUCCCACUCUGUAUCUCCAUCCUUCUACCCCUCUCUUGACUGAGACUGAAGACUGUGGAUGCACUCACUCUAGGAGUGCCUGUCUGGAGAACACACUCUGCCCAACAUCAGCUUCCCUCAACUCGAGCAGGGAAGGUCAGAGAUACUCAACAGGUCAGGCAGCAUCUGUGGGGAGAGGAACAUGUUGAUGGCCCUUUCACCAGGUCCCCUUCCCCUCUCGGUCUUUCCAGACCAAAAACAGAAUCAUCACCUGACCUCUGGAAUCGAGCAGACAAGGUCGGAGAUACUCAACAGGUCAGGCAGCAUCUGUGGGGAGAGAAUGGGAACUAGUGUUUCGAGUUGGAGACCCUAGGUCAGGACCUGACCUGCUGAGUGAUUGUCCCUCUUGCCAGACUCCUGGCUGAUGUCCAUCCAGAAAGUUCAUCGGGCGGGAAGUUUAUACUUGUUCAGAGAUACAGCAGGGAAACAGGCCCUUCGGCCCAUUGAGUCCAUGCCCACCAUCACCCACCCAUUUACACCAAUCCUACCCUGAUCCAUUUCAUUUCCCCCACAUUUCCACCAACUCCCCCCAGAUUCUACCCCUCACCCAUACACAAGGGGCAAUUUACAGCAGCCAAUUAUCCCGCCAACCCCGCACAUCGUUGGGAUGUGGGAGGAAACCGGAGCACCCGGGGGAAACCCACACAGUCACAGGUAGAGCGUGCAAACUCCACACAGACAGCGCCGGAGGUGGGGAUCGAACCUGGGUCUCUGGAGCUGUGAAGCAGCAGCUGUACCAGCUGUGCCACUCUGCCACUUCUGGUCAACAGGAACUGCAACAGAUGAUGUGGUUUUUGGGACACAGAAACGAGCUGCCUCAGGAGUUCAGGGCAUAAAGCAGCUGUGAAAGGUGCAAGCGAGAAUCCAGAUGUUAGAGAUGUACAAGAUGAUAAGAGGCAUAGAUCGAGUGGACAGUCAGAGACUUUUUCCCAGGGCGACAAUGGCUAACACGAGGGGCAUAAUUUUAAGGUGAUUCGAGGAAGGUAUAAGGGGGGUGUCAGGGGUAAGUUUUUUACACAGAGAAUGGUGGGUGCAUGGAAUGCACUGCCGGCAGAGGUUGUGGGGGCAGAUAAGAGCUCUUAGAUAGGCACAUGAAUGAUAGAGAAAUGGGGGGCUAUGUGGGAGGGAAGGGUUAGAUAGAUCUUAGAGCAGGAUAAAAUGUCGGCACAACAUUGUGGGCCGAAGGGCCUGUACUGUGCUGUAGUGUUCGAUGUUCUGUGUCUGGAGCUGGUGAUGACCACGUGCAGUAGAUUUCUGCCCCAUUUUCCUGCCGCCUCCCCAUGACUGUGCCCAGCCCAUGUCCAUCCAUACCACCCUUCCCAGACUGCCAGAGACCUAGCUCCACUCUCAGGUUCUUGGUCCUGGAAAUAACUCCACAUUCCCAGGCCCCACCACUGCCCCAGGAUCAUCCAGGGACCUGCUCCCAUGUCCCUCAAUCUCCGGGGUACCUGGGAAUCAGCCCCUAAAACCAGACGGCACAGGUUUAAGGUGAGAGGGGAAAGAUCCAAAGGGGACCUGAGGGGCAACUUUUAGAGGACACUUGGACAAGUCCAUGGAUAGGAAAGAUUUAGAGGGAUAUGGGCCAAAUGCAGGCAAGUGGGACUAGGUUAGGAAGGCAACUUGAUUCAGGGCCUGUAGUGUAAAACUCUCCGACUCUAGACAAAGUGUACUGCAUAAUACACAGGACUAUCUUUAUGUCUGGUGUGGACAAGCCAUAAGUUUCUUUGAUUCUAUAAAAGGCACAGUCUACAUUUGUAGAACGCAGAAAAAUGGGACUAGCUCAGGUCAGCAACUUGGUCGGCAUGGACGAGUUGGGCCGAAGGGCCUGUUUCCAUGCUGUACAACUCCAUGAAUCUAGUCUCUCUCCCUCUGCCUUAAAAAUGUUCAGACUCUGCCCCCACUGCCCUUGGAGGAAGAGAGUUCCAAAUGCUCACAAACCCCUUGUAUUUGAACACUGACUCAUUUGCCGAGUUCUAGAUUCUCCCACAAGAGGAAAUGUUGUCUGCACGUCCAACCUUAAGGUUGUCAAAACAAAACGAAAGAGGAAUAACUGGGUUAAAGUCAGCACAAAAUCAGCUGUCUGGGUCUCCACAGACUCAGUCACCCAGCCCACAGGAACUGGCCAUUUCCUGUGAUUAAACCCACCCCAUGUGCUAGGGCAGGACUCGUCCAGCUGGUGAAUUGUAAUAAAAUGUACUUACACUGGGUGGCAGUGUGGAGCCAGGAAUGAGGAGCCUGGGUCUGGCUCGCAGGGUAGUGUGUUGGGAUCUACCUAUUGUCAAGUCGUCGAGUUUAUUGUCACAAGUACGUUGGGGUACAAGUACAAUGAAACAUUUGCUUGCAGCAGCAUCACGGGCAUGUAGGUACAGGCAACACACGGAACAAAAAUUAUACAUAAAAUGCUGCUUAUAAGAUGCUGUGUGCCUGUGAUGCCUGCUGCAAGAUUUUCAUUGCGCCUGUGCACACAUUGGUGUUGGUUUAUUAUUGUCACUUGUAUCGAGGUACAGUGAAAAACUUGUCUUGCAAACUGAUCGUACAGGUCAAUUCAUUACACAGUGCAGUUACAUUGGGUUAGUACAGAGUGCAUUGAUGUAGUACAGGUAAAAACAAUAACAGUACAGAGUAAAGUGUCACAGCUACAGAGAAAGUGCAGCGCAAUAAGGUGCAAGGUCACAACAAGGUAGAUCGUGAGGUCAUCGUCCAUCUCAUUGUAUAAGGGAACCGUUCAAUAGUCUUAUCACAGUGGGGUAGAAGCUGUCCUUGAGUCUGGCGGUACAUGACCUCAGGCUCCUGUAUCUUCUACCCGAUGGAAGAGGAGAGGAGAGAGAAUGUCCCGGGUGGGUGGGGUCUUUGAUUAUGCUGGCUGCUUCACCAAGACAACGAGAGGUAAAGACAGUCCAAGGAGGGGAGGCUGGUGUCCGUGAUGCACUGGGCACAUGGACUUGUGUGUAUGACAAUAAACUCAGCUUUGACUUUGAAAUUAUACCAUACAUUUAUAAAAAAAAGAUUUAGCAAAAACAGGACAGUGCAAAAAAAACCCCAGACACAACUGAAGGUAUGUCUGUGGCAGCGCAAGACGUGGUUCGUAGUGUUCUGUUUGUGAAGCAGUGAUCAGGGUUGUGCCGGUUGGUUCAAGAACCAAAUGGUUGACGGAAAGUCGCUGUUCCUGAACCUGGUGGUGUGGGACUUCAGGCUUCUGUACCUCCUGCCUGAUGGGAACAGCAAAAAGAUGUUUCUCCUUUUCUAGUAAAAUCCCACUGGAGUUGUUUAUAGAUGUAUCUAAAACAUGCUGCAAUAUCUUCCACUGGCAUUAAA